GAAACAUAAGAAAACGUUUAGUAUAAAAAAAUAAAACAGAAAUAAAUUUUUACCAAGAUGACAUCGUAUAUUGAGCUGUGCGGUUUGAUUGUAUUGCUAAUGUUGCCAUUUCUAUAUGAAACCAGUCAUAUAUUCCGUUAUUAUUUUAAAUUUUUAAUCUAUUACGGUCUCGUGUCAUUUAAUUCCAUCGUCUUGAUACCGGCAUUUAUGUGUCGGCCCUGUGAUGUGCGCAAUUUACUUUGGGCCAGUACCUUUUGUCAUCGAAUAACAACUCUAAUUGGUUUGAGAUGGGAGCUAAGAGGCAAAGAGCAUUUAGAAAAGGAUCGAGCCUGUAUAAUCGUGGCAAAUCAUCAAUCGUCAUUGGAUGUUUUAGGCAUGUUUAACAUUUGGCAUGUUAUGGACAAGUGCACGGUGGUGGCUAAACGUGAACUGUUUUAUGCCUGGCCCUUUGGUUUGGCCGCCUGGUUGGCUGGUCUCAUAUUCAUUGAUCGUGUGCGCGGCGAAAAGGCACGUGACACCCUGAACCAAGUCAAUAGUAAAAUAAAGAAACAGAAAAUCAAACUCUGGGUAUUUCCCGAAGGCACACGACGCAAUACCGGCGAUAUACAUUCGUUUAAAAAGGGAGCCUUUCACAUGGCCAUCGAUGAGCAGAUACCCAUAUUACCGGUGGUCUUUAGCUCGUACUGUAGCUUUUUGAAUGACAAAAAGAAAAUCCUAAAUGCGGGCAAUAUUAUUUUGACCACUUUGCCGCCAAUAACAACCGAAGGUUUAACCAAAGACGAUUUGCCCGAGCUAAUGGAAAAAGUGCACAAAGUAAUGCAGGAGACUUUUAAGCAGACCUCAAAUGAGGUGCUGCAACGUUAUGCGGCAAAUGCCAUGACAAAACCUAAGAAAACGGCCCUAGAGACAACAGCCGAAAAUCAAACAAUAGCUAAUGCCACACCGCUGCUGUCGGUUGGCAACAAAGUUUUAACAUCUAAGGACACAAAUUCAUCGUUAAAUUGUGAUUAUAGUUUGAAAACUACACAUAAUUCCACAAGUUCAACAAGUCAGGCUGAAGAUAUUGUAAAUAAUACAGGAGCAACAACAACAACGACAUUAGCUAAUGAAGAGGCGGUAAACGAUUUUAAGGAUCCGGUAAUAACAAAGACUCGAGCUUUAGUGCAUUAGAAAUUCAAACUUACACAAGUUACUUUAAUUAACUAAAUUAAGCUACACCGGGGACAGAGAAAACUGGACAUUUAUAUAUAAAAUAGGGCCAUAACUACUGGGAUUUGAGACUAAGAACCCUAGAUUUGAUAAUAACAAACAUU
Molecule: messenger RNA, 1313 nt
Organism: Calliphora vicina (urban bluebottle blowfly)
Lineage: Eukaryota; Metazoa; Arthropoda; Insecta; Diptera; Calliphoridae
Gene: Agpat1
Product: 1-Acylglycerol-3-phosphate O-acyltransferase 1
Exons: 3
Coding region: 58-1170 (370 amino acids)
Biological process (GO): phosphatidic acid biosynthetic process
Cellular component (GO): membrane; endoplasmic reticulum
Molecular function (GO): 1-acylglycerol-3-phosphate O-acyltransferase activity
Source: RefSeq, a predicted model, not a curated record